This is a messenger RNA of Wickerhamiella sorbophila, 981 nucleotides long. RefSeq lists its product as hypothetical. The coding region runs from base 1 to 981 and encodes 326 amino acids. The transcript has a single exon. The record is from RefSeq and is a predicted model, not a curated record. Lineage: Eukaryota; Fungi; Ascomycota; Dipodascomycetes; Dipodascales; Trichomonascaceae.
AUGAAGUUCGCCAAAUCCGCCAUCCUCGCCCUUUUCGCCAUGACCUUUGCUGCCAGCGGCGAAGUAUCACCUCAAAUCAGCAAGGCCUGCAUGGCCGUUGACGCAAUGGCUGUAGGUUUUGUUCUCCAAUUGACCCACCUGACAGCUCAGUAUGUUGCAAAAUUCGCUAGCAACUUGAGUCAGACCAUCAGCAACACCCUUGUUGAGGUUGAGAGUCUCGUUUCACAGGGCGGUGACAACUCCAAGGCUGUCACUGUUUUGAUUCCCUUUGUGAGUGCUGUGUCCAAGGGCUCUGGUAUGUUGGUUUCCUCUUUGGCAAACAACCCCGACCACCUCUUGUCUAGCGCUGAAGUCCAGGAUCUUGUUGGCAACUUGCAAAAGGUCAGCAACGUGGCCUUAGACAACCAUGUUGAUACUACUGAGCUUCAGGCUGUUAUUUCCCAGCUUCAUGCUGUGGGCGGCAAGUUGCAUGCCCGCUCUGACUUCAAUCCCAUCCUCGAUGGAAUCAAAGGCAGUGCUACUAACGCUGCUCAGACCGUUGAGACUCUCCUCAAGCAGCUUACUCGCAACGAUGGCCACCCCACUGCUGAUGUUAUUUCUGCUUUCAUCACUGGCCUUGACUCUCAGGCCGACAAUCUCCUCAAUGCUGUGUCAGUCGCUUUGGGUCCCCUCACCUUUGGUGUUUCCAACUUGGUCGGUGAUACCCUUUUGGGUCCCUUUUUCCAGUCUCUCACCAAUGGUGCUGAGGUCUUGAUUGCCAAUGUGGCUGGUGGUGCCGUUGAUCUUGUUACACAGCCCGCCCUUCAGUUGCUUGUUCACACCUUGAGCCGUGCCGUUUCCCUUGGUAAGAAAAAUAACGUCAAGAAUGCAGCUAACCUUGAGAAGGCUGUCAACCAGCUCUCCAAGAUUGCCCAGAACGCAAAGCCUGCCACUGCGUCUGCUAUCCAGGCUCAUAGCCAUGAUACCAAAAAGGGUAACUGA